ACAAAAAAAGAGAUGCGUGAAAUGAAACAUGACAUAGAGAGAGAAGUUGAGUAAAAAGAAAAUAAAGAAGAAAGAGAGAAAUGACGAGAUCGGUAACGCCAAGAAGAAGCAGUCUCAAAAGAAAACCGCAUUUCAGAAUGGCGGUUCCUUACCCUUCCAACAAACCCUACCGUGUUUUCUUUCUCUAACCCUCUCUUCUCUUUUCCAUUCUCCUUUUCAGAUCGUGUUACAGGGAUGGCUGCUUCUGAGGUUGGUAAAAUACUGUACAUGGUUGUUGUGGAUGAAGGCGAGAAGAAGGUGAAAGAAAAAGAGAAGGAGUCGUUUCGGUAUACACGUCCUGUUUUACAGAGUACACUUCAGCUUAUGGGAUGUAAAGCUAGACAUGCUUUCAAGAUCAGUCGAAGAGUUUUUGAACUUACAAGGAGUGGGAGUUCCACUGAUGCUUUCAAGACCGAAGGGAUGGUUUUAUCAGGUUUUGAUGCUUCCACAGGAAAUGUGAAAAAAGAUUGUCACGACGCUGCUGCCUGCCUGGGUAAAACAGAUAUGGGAAACCACUUACUUUCAGGGAAAGGUUAUGGAAGUAAGAGUGUGCCAUUUGAGUUGUACAAAAGGCGUACAACCAUAUUUGUUCAGAGAGAAACUUUUUUAAAUAUUGUCUGUGAUGUUCUGGCCGAGUACAAGUAUGUGGGCCCAAACCAGAGAGCAGACUUGAUGCUAGCUUGCAGGAUUCGAGAACGGAAGGAAUCUGUGACAGUGCUGUUGUGUGGCACCAGUGGUUGUGGCAAAUCCACACUGUCUGCAUUGCUGGGAAGUCGGUUGGGAGUCACAACAGUGGUAUCAACUGAUUCUAUUAGGCACAUGAUGAGAAGCUUUGCUAAUGAAAAGGAAAACCCUUUGUUAUGGGCCUCUACCUACCAUGCAGGUGAGUGUUUAGAUCCUGUCGCUGUUGCAGAAGCAAAGGUAAAAAGGAAAGCAAAAAAGAUGGCUGGUGUAACUGAGGGUCACAACUCUAGCAAAUCAGACAUACAGACAUUGGAGGGCGGCUGUGGUGCAUCUGAACUGUUAAAUGCAAAGCAAAUGGCUGUUGAGGGAUUCAAGGCUCAGAGUGAAAUGGUGAUUGACAGUCUAGAUAGGCUAAUUACUGCAUGGGAAGAACGAAAAGAGUCUGUUGUUGUUGAGGGUGUUCAUUUGAGUCUCAACUUUGUUAUGGGGCUUAUGAAGAAACAUCCUUCAAUCAUACCCUUCAUGAUAUACAUUACAAAUGAGGACAAGCACUUGGAACGAUUUGCCGUACGUGCAAAGUAUAUGACAUUGGACCCAGCUAAAAACAAAUAUGUAAAGUACAUCAGAAACAUAAGAACAAUCCAGGAUUACCUCUGUAAGCGGGCUGACAAACAUUUAGUUCCAAAAAUAAACAAUACAAAUGUGGACAAGAGUGUAGCAGCCAUCCAUGCUACUGUGUUCAGCUGCCUACGCAGGCGUGAGGCUGGGGAACAGUUGUAUGACCCUAUUAGAAAUAUUGUAACUGUUAUUGAUGAGGAAUAUAGAAAUCAAUGUGCUGCCAAUUCUGUGAGCUCUAAAGGAAUGUUUCAAUUGAUCCAACGACAAGGUUCUUCAAGGCAUCUUAUGGCUCUUGUAAAUACUGACGGGUCCGUCGCAAAGGCUUGGCCUGUUAAUUCAGUAGACUGUAAUGGGAAGCCUAUAUGGGGUUACGGACAAGAGAAUGAAAUUGGAAGUCCAAUGUAUGGACCCUUGCGGAUCGGUAAGGCAGAACCUGUAAACCUUCAGUUUGGUUUUUAUGGGAUGAGUGCUUGGCCCUGCGAUGGUGGAACAAGCCGUGCUGGAAGUGUUGAUGAGUCAAAAGCUGAUGGGACUGACACGGGUAGUAGAUACGUAUCCUCCUGCUGUAGUUCACCAAGGAUGUCUGAUGGACCUUCAAAGGAGCUUCAGGAGGAGCAUUCAGUGCAUGGUAGCGAUGAAGAGAUUGAUGAUCAAUUAGAGGUGGGCAGUGAUGAUGAUUUCAGUGACGAUGGUGACAAACAUAUUCAUGAGGAGGUUGGCUCAGUUGAUGAGGAAUCAACAAAGUCUGAUGAAGAAUAUGAUGAUUUGGCAAUGCAAGAUGCGCCUGAAAAUGGAUAUUGGUCAGACGAUGAUGAAGAGUUUGGGAGUAAAGUUGAUAUUGGUCAUGGGGACGUAGGAACUAAAACACAUGGAAAUAAGUAUCGUCAAAACCUGGAUCUCUUCCUUAGAACUAGAAGUGAGCCAGUGCCAGAUUCCUUCUGCUCAUAUUCCUCUUUGCUAAUGGAAAAUGUUGAAAGGAGACUGCCACCAUCUGGCAAGGCCAAAAUGAGGAAACGUUCUCUUAGUAUUUCAGCAUUGGGAAAGGGUAGUUCAGCAAUCCAGGAUCCCAUUCUCUCUGGUACUCCUCAAAGGUAGCAGGAUAUUAUUUCUUUAGAUGAAAUCCUUGACAACUAUCCCAACUUUUUCUUCUACGCCAUUUGGCUUAAGGAACUUUGUUGUUGUGUCUUAAGUAAGGUCUCUUGAGUUUAUAUCAAAACUAUUUGUUUUGGUAUAGAGGAGCUAGUUAAUUUAGAUUGAGAGUUGUGAACACUAGCGAGAUUUUGCUUGCCGUCUAUAUCAAGAUGAAAUUGACAGAACUAAACGUGUACUCUUCUAAUUAAGAUGCACAAUUGCGGUUUUUAUUAAACGAUCAAGUUUCUGUUUUA
Cicer arietinum (chickpea) is the source of this 2726-nucleotide messenger RNA. The record is from RefSeq and is a predicted model, not a curated record. NCBI's taxonomy places the organism in Eukaryota, Viridiplantae, Streptophyta, Magnoliopsida, Fabales, Fabaceae.